This is a messenger RNA of Ctenopharyngodon idella (grass carp), 5139 nucleotides long. Its product is annotated as NACHT, LRR and PYD domains-containing protein 12-like. The coding region runs from base 356 to 3853 and encodes 1165 amino acids. Lineage: Eukaryota; Metazoa; Chordata; Actinopteri; Cypriniformes; Xenocyprididae. The transcript is spliced from 12 exons. Gene Ontology annotation, molecular function: protein binding. The record is from RefSeq and is a predicted model, not a curated record.
UCAGAGUUGGUGCAUGUUUUUACAUGUCUGGCGGCCGUUUAUCUGAUUCUCAUAUUUACCUGAAACUGUGAAAGAAAUUUCAGAGUUGCUGUUCAACACGGCAGUCUGGAGAAGGAAAUAGAAAGAUCUCCAAAUAUUUUAGGCUUUAUAGACAGACAGAUUGAGAGUGACUCUUGAAGGACCAGCACCACAUCCUCUUCAAAUAUGCAAAUAAUGCUGGAAAACUGAAGAAUCUGCAGGACCUGGAGGAUUUUUCUGAAGAACAGAGCUCAGCUUAACUGCUCAGAACAAACAAGGGACUCAUGAACAACCAUCACAAAACAUAAAAACAGUCGUAGAUCAUCCAGACUCUAAAAUGAAUAUCUAUGGGGAGAGAGAGGAGCAGGAUGUUGUUUAUGACCAGAACCAGAGAGCAGCAUCUCCAAAGCCCAGCUGUGUCUCUAUGAAGAGCGAGGAAUCGAUACAUCAGCCUCCUAAUCUAUGUGAUGGAGCAGUGAACUCUAGCCCCAGACAAAAGGAAAUUUAUUCAGCAUCAUGUCCAGCUGUAUCCGGAUCUAUGUCUAUGAGUAGAGAUGGAUCUAAACAUCUCCCUGAUAUCAGUGAUGGAGCAGUGAUCUCUGACCCUGUAGAUGACCAGCCUGAAGACCUGCAGCAGAAUUCUCACCAACCAGUAGAUGAUAAACUACAGAGAAUCAAAGAACAACACAAAACCAGAAUGAAGAACAGGUAUGAGAGCUUAUUUGAGGGAAUCAAAGUUCAAGAUAACCAAACUUUGCUGAACAGGAUAUACACAGAGCUUUACAUCAUAGAAGGAGAGAGUGAAGUGGUGAAUGAAAAACAUGAGAUUUUACAGAUGGAGAAAACACCCAGAACACACCACUCACAAGACACUGCAAUCAAAUGCAAUGACAUAUUUAAACCUCUGCCUGAACCAGGAUGUGAGGAGAGAGACAAAAUCAAGACUGUUCUUACUAAAGGCAUUGCUGGAAUUGGAAAAACCGUCUCUGUGCAGAAGUUUGUUCUGGAUUGGGCAGAGGGAAAUGCCAAUCAGGAUGUAGAUUUCAUGUUUGUGCUUCCAUUUCGAGAGCUAAACUUGAUUCAAGAUCAUCAGUACAGUCUUCACAGACUUCUGCUGGACUUUCAUCCUGAACUUCAAGAUCUGCACUCAAAUAUUUAUGAGAAGUGUAAAGUUGUGUUCAUCUUUGAUGGUCUGGAUGAAAGCAGAAUGAAACUGAUGUUUUCAGACAGUGGGAAAGUUUCUGAUGUAACUGAGACUUCAUCAGUGGUUGUGUUGAUGUCAAACCUCAUGAAAGGAGAGCUGCUUCCCUCUGCUCUCAUCUGGAUCACCUCCAGACCAGCAGCAGCCAAUCAAAUCCCCUCCAAAUACAUCAACCGUCUGACAGAAAUUCAGGGAUUUGAUGAGCCUCAGAAGGAGGAAUAUUUCAGGAAGAGAAUCAGUGACGAGCAUCAAGCCAACAGAAUCAUCUCACACAUCAGAAGAGCAAGAAGCCUCCACAUGAUGUGCCACAUACCUGUCUUCUGCUGGAUCUCAUCCACUGUGCUUCAAAAGAUCCUAAAAGAAGAUCUGAGUGCAGAAAUCCCUCAAACUCUAACUGAAAUGUACAUCCACUUUCUGCUGACUCAGAUUAACAUGAGGAAUGAGAAGUAUGAAAAGAGAGAUCCAGAGAAACUCCUGCAGUCCAACAGAGAGGUAAUUGGAAAACUUGCUAAAGUGGCAUUCAAACAGCUGAUGAAAGGCAAUGUGAUGUUCUAUGAGGAGGACCUGAUUGAGAGUGGCACUGAUGUCAUUGAUGCCUCCGUGUAUUGUGGGAUUUGCACUGAAAUCUUUAAAGAGGAAUCUGUGAUUCAUCAGAGAAAAGUCUACAGCUUCAUACAUCUGAGCUUUCAGGAGUUUCUAGCUGCGUUCUAUGUGUUUUACUCCCAUGUGGUUAAGAAUAAGGAAUUACUGCAGUUUCUGGGUGAAAAAUAUAAAUAUGAUCAUGGCUCUGAAUAUUAUUCAAAUUGUGGUUAUAAUGAGCACAUCUCUUAUGAAGUUUCUCUGUAUGAGCUACUAAUAUCAGCAGUUGAUAAAACUCUUCAGAAUGAAAAUGGACACCUGGAUCUUUUUCUGCGGUUCCUGCUGGGCAUCUCCCUUGAGUCCAAUCAGAGACUCUUACUUGAUCUUCUGGUACACACAGAGAACAGCUCAGAGACCAUAAGAGAAAUCACACAGUACAUUAAAGAUGAAAUAAAGACAAAUGACAAUCUUUCAGCUGACAGGUCCAUUAAUCUGUUCCUCUGUCUGCUGGAAGUGAAUGAUCAGACUCUGUACAUAGAGAUUCAAGAGUUUGUUAAAUCAGACAAACACUCAGAGGAGAAACUUUCUCCUGCUCACUGCUCAACAAUUGCCUACAUGCUUCAGAUGUCUGAAGAGGUGCUGGAUGAGUUUGAUCUUAUGAAAUAUAACACAUCAGAUGAAGGAAGACAAAGACUGAUACCAGCUGUGAUGAACUGCAGAAAAGCUGUACUUGCUGGAUGUGGUCUCUCUGAUCUACACUGUGAAAGUUUGUCUUCAGCUCUCCAACCAUCAAAUUCCCAUCUGACAGAGCUGGACCUGAGUAACAAUGAUCUGCAGAAAUCAGGAGUAAAGUUGCUCUCUGUUGGACUAAAGAGUUCACGCUGUGAACUCCACAAACUGAGACUUGCUGGAUGUGGUCUCUCUGAUUUGCACUGUGAAAGUUUGUCUUCAGCUCUACAGUCAUCAAACUCUCAUCUAAGAGAGCUGGAUCUGAGUAACAAUGAUCUACGGGAUUCAGGGGUGAAGAUGCUCUCUGUUGGACUAAAGAGUUCACACUGUCAACUUAACAUACUGAGAUUGGUCAUCUGUAAUUUCACUGGUCAGUGCUGUGGAAGCUUGUCUUCAGCUCUACAAUCAUCAAACUCUUGUCUGAGAGAGCUGGACCUGAGUAACAAUGACCUGCAGGAUUCAGGAAUAAAGAUACUUUCUGAUGGACUGAAGAGUUCACACUGUCAAAUAAACAUACUGAGCCCAACACGCCCUUCUGAAAGAUUGUCUGGGUGUAUGUUGACAGAGGAAGGCUGUCGUUAUGUGUCUUCAGCUCUAAAUUCAAACCCCUCACACCUACGAGAGCUGGAUCUGAGCUACAAUUACCCAGGAGAUUCAGGAGUCAAGUUGCUUGGUGAUACACUCAACCAUCCAAACUGCACACUGGACAAACUAAAUGUGGAUCAUGGAGGAGAGUUCAGGAUUACAACAGGACUACACAAAUAUGCCUGUGAUCUCACACUAGAUCCAAACACAGCAAACACUUGUCUCAUUCUGUCUGAGAAGAACAGAAAGGUGACAUAUGUGAGAGAAAAACAGUCAUAUCCUGAUCAUCCAGAGAGAUUUGAUGAGUGUCAUCAGGUGUUAUGUAGAGAGAGUCUGCCUGGACGCUGUUACUGGGAGGCUGAAUGGAGUGGACAUGAUGUUGAUAUGUCAGUCACAUAUAAAAGAAUUAGCAGGAAAGGAGGGAGUGAUGACUGUUGGUUUGGAUCCAAUAAAAAUUCUUGGAGCCUGAUCUGCUCUAAUUUUGGUUUUACUGUUCGUCACAAUAAUAAGUUCACUGUUACACGCGUCCCUUCACACUCCUGUAGGAGAGUAGGAGUGUAUGUGGAUGUGUCGGCCGGCACUCUGUCCUUCUACAGUGUCUCUGAUACACACACACUCACACACUUACACACAUUCACCUCCACAUUCACUCAGUCUCUCUGUGCUGGAUUUACAGUUUUUGAUGGUUCCUCAGUGUUUCUGUGUCCGAUUGUAAACCUGUGUGCAACAACAGAGACGUAACACACACAACUGACUGAAAGAAAUACUUUCACUUUAUAUAUAUAUAUAUAUACACACACACAAACCCAGUUUUCCAAAAAGAACUUCAAAUUUUGAUUCGUCUGACCACAGAACAGUUUUCCACUUUGCCACAGUCCAUUUUAAAUGAGCCUUGGCCCAGAGAAAACGCCUGCGCUUCUGGAUCAUGUUUAGAUAUGGCUUCUUUUUUGACCUAUAGAGUUUUAGCCGGCAACGGCGAAUGGCACGGUGGAUUGUGUUCACCGACAAUGUUUUCUGGAAGUAUUCCUGAGCCCAUGUUGUGAUUUCCAUUACAGUAGCAUUCCUGUAUGUGAUGCAGUGCCGUCUAAGGGCCCGAAGAUCACGGGCAUCCAGUAUGGUUUUCCGGCCUUGACCCUUACACAGAGAUUGUUCCAGAUUCUCUGAAUCUUUGGAUGAUAUUACGCACUGUAGAUGAUGAUAACUUCAAACUCUUUGCAAUUUUUCUCUGAGAAACUCCUUUCUGAUAUUGCUCCACUAUUUUUCGCCACAGCAUUCGAGGAAUUGGUGAUCCUCUGCCCAUCUUGACUUCUGAGAGACACUGCCACUCUGAGAGGCUCUUUUUAUACCCAAUCAUGUUGCCAAUUGACCUAAUAAGUUGCAAAUUGGUCCUCCAGCUGUUCCUUAUAUGUACACUGUAAAAAAUGAAUGUGAUUUUAACGGUAAAAUAUUGUAAAAACGCUACAGAAAAAAAUUGUAAAUAGGUUAACAGUAGGUUCCCGUAUUAUAUACUGGAAAAAACUGUAAAAGACAUUUUAUAAAUUUUACAAUUUACAUACGUAAAAAAAACAAAAUCAAUGUAUAAUUUACAGUCAAAAUCUGUAAACUGAUGUUCCCACAAUUCCCUGUGUGACACUCCACAUUUGAAAGUAUUUUGUUUAAAUAAUCAUGUUUCUUAAUAGUUUUUGUUAUCAGUUAUGUACAUUAGGGUUUUAUGUUACAUCUUCUGUUGUUUAAUGAAUGUUUAUUGCAUUAUUUAAGUAUUGUGGGUUACCAUGAUGAUGUUUUGCGUUUGCAUGAAUGACUCUGUGCACCUUCUUAUGUUAGUCUAUAUUUCAGCUUGUGGAAAAGCUACUUGUGAUGAACUCUGAUUCUUCAUGUGGCUUUCUCUUUUACCACCUGCAUUAUUAUGGUGGUUGUCAGUAUAUGUUAAAGGUAAAAAACAGAUUUUAGUAGUAGUGUGCAUUGUUGAAUUUAUUGGUUCAAACAUUCAAAUUUUCUUAAAAUACAGUUUUAUACUGUAAAAUGUA